Molecule: messenger RNA, 1910 nt
Organism: Nematostella vectensis (starlet sea anemone)
Lineage: Eukaryota; Metazoa; Cnidaria; Anthozoa; Actiniaria; Edwardsiidae
Product: repressor of RNA polymerase III transcription MAF1 homolog
Exons: 5
Coding region: 481-1254 (257 amino acids)
Biological process (GO): negative regulation of transcription by RNA polymerase III
Cellular component (GO): nucleus
Molecular function (GO): RNA polymerase III core binding
Source: RefSeq, a predicted model, not a curated record
UCGUCGAUGACGUCAUGGGUGUUGUUGUUCCGUCUUGUCAAGCGAAAAAGAUUGCCGCCAUUUUCGUUUCGCGACGAGGAAAAAAAAUCAACGCGUAGAAGCUUCCCCUUGGACGGGUCUACAACAACGAAAGAUCGACAAAUAGACACAAAACUACUCAAGGAUCAGGCUUAUCAAGUUCUUUACCCAAAAUAAAGGAAAUACGGACUGAUAUCUUCAUGUAUUCAUUUGAAGAAGCGGUCGACGUUUUGUUAUUUGGAGUCACCUUUGGACGGAAACCUCGACAUCAAAAGCCUUCAAGUAGUUGUAAUUCGCAUCGAAUAUACUCCACGAACUGUUGAAAAAGUAAAGCUAUUGGACUUGCAUAUAACUGUGGUCCGUUUUGACUGCAAAAUCUUGCCUUAAGGAAAUAAUUUAAAGGAAAGAACUCGACGCUAAAGAAAAAAAGCUGAUUAAGUUAAUUUUGUAAACACAACGAAAAUGAAGUUUUUGGAGAACGCUCGCUUGGACACAAUGAGCGCCAUGAUUUCCACAGAUACAGGCGACAGCAGAAUCGAAGGAAGGAUUGAGAGUUACUCAUGUAAAAUGGCUGGUAACGAUAAAAAACUGUACAAGUCACUGAAUGAGGGCAGUGCCCCAAAUGACCUUCAGGCCUUGUCCCCAUCACAGACAACCCAGAUGCCAUUGAGCGUAUCACCCACUCACAACCCUGUAGUGGUUUACCCAGACCGCGUACGCACCCUUAGCACCAGUAGCCAAGAUGGGGAAGCAACACUGUGUGACACAAUAAGCCGCAAGACUCUGUUUCAUCUGAUUUCCACACUGAACGCCUCAUUCUACCCUGAUUAUGACUUCAGCAAUGCAAAGUCUGAUGAGUUUUGUCGCGAACCAAGCCUUCAGGUUGUUGUCGAUACAAUAAACGGCAAUUUAGCAGCCAACAUGGGGGAGCAGUUCUUAAGUUUGAAGAAUGCUCUAUGGUCAGCCAUCGAUGAGGAGAUUCAGCUGGUAGACUGUGAUAUCUUCAGCUACAAUCCUGAUCUGGACUCAGAUCCCUAUGGAGAAGAGGGAAGUAUGUGGUCUUUCAACUACUUUUUCUACAACAAAAAGAUGCGAAGAACACUUUUCUUUACCUGCCGGGCAAUUAGCGUAAGCAGUGCUCAGCUGCAGUCAGAUGAUGAUGAGCAGUUUUUUAUGGAGCCCAUGGAAAUGGGUUUGGACAGUGAAAUGAACAGGAGUUCACCCAUUGUUCUGUGAUGGUUGCAAGUGCUUUAGCCUCCAGGCUGCAUCAGGCACUAAGAGUUACCAUUCUGCAGUAAUUUAAAAGUAACUUUACAGUAUUAUAAAGAAAAUGUUAAUAGUUUUAGUUGCUACACUAAAAAGUAGCUUGGCUAAUGGAGAAAGUGUUUUUUUAAACCAUGUAAAAAAAGUGUAUAAUAGUCAAACUGUAUAAGGCAAGUCAUCAUAAAAGAAAACAGAGACAUUAGAAUGUGUUAGUGCUAAAGAAGCUUAGGUGUAUUUCACAUGUUUAUAAAAACCACUCUUUUAAAAAUUUGAGUAAACCUUUCUCCAAAUAGUUUAUGUAAGUUAUUAGUCCUUGCCUCUGAUAUUGAUGCUGGUGUUUCGUUUUUAUUUUUUGUUUUUCUAGCUGCUAGGUUGCAUGAAACAAUGUUUGAUGUCUUGAAGUGGCAUUUAUGAUAUUUUGUGACUUUGGAAUCAUAAAAAAACUUUUAACAGCUUUAGCGGUUGUCUAUAAAGCAUUUUUAAUGAACAUUUUAACUUGGUUGAACUUGUAUUAUAUCUAAGGCAAGCAUGAAACUAAAUAGCUUUUAGAACAAAAAUAUCAUACAUGCUUUGUUAUAUAGUGCAAGAUGUAAAGAGGGAAUCCUCGAUAAAAGGACAAAUUUUGUCUA